Balaenoptera musculus (blue whale) is the source of this 548-nucleotide messenger RNA. Its product is annotated as phosphatidylinositol N-acetylglucosaminyltransferase subunit Y. The record is from RefSeq and is a predicted model, not a curated record. The transcript has a single exon. Lineage: Eukaryota; Metazoa; Chordata; Mammalia; Artiodactyla; Balaenopteridae. Bases 1 to 216 code for a protein of 71 amino acids.
AUGUUUCUGUCUCUUCCUACGUUGACUGUCCUUAUUCCAUUGGUCUCGUUAGCAGGGCUGUUAUACUCGGCCUCCGUGGAAGAAAACUUCCCACAGGGCUGCACUAGCACAAGCAGCCUGUGCUUUUACAGUCUGCUCUUGCCGAUCACCAUACCCGUUUAUGUGUUCUUCCACCUUUGGACUUGGAUGGGUAUUAAACUCUUCAGGCAUAAUUAAUACAACCAGAGCCAAGAUGGUAUAUCCUAAUGAUAGGCUUGAGUGUCUGCCUCUGAAAGCUCAACUACAUGGAAAUACUGGACACCCACUUAAUGUGCAAGAAAGAUGCUUUGCCUAGCUUCUGUCAGAGGUUUAGGAUUAGGGGAGGCUUAAGCUGCAGAGGCUUCUUUAUUGUACUUUGGUUCUGCCCUUGUUUUUUGAAGGUUCUUAUUUAUACCUGGGGUAUCAGGAGAAACAUUUCAACAGAGUGUCUUGUUGGAAAUUAAUAGCCCCAGCCAUCAUCUGAUGACUUUAUGUCUUAUCCCAUUCAUAAUUAAAAGUUACUAAUUUGA